GGCGGGUUUCCACAAUGUGGGCCGACGUGGGGGAAACUUGUUCAUUUGCAGUCACGCACACAUCAGGGCGAAGAAAACCUCUGAGGACGGCGCUUGAGGAGAUCCGAGUGCAAAUGGCGGACGCCAAGUGCAACGCUGAGGAGAAGUACUUGAGUCGAGCUGGAAGAUGUUGCGAUCGCUGCCCAGCAGGAAGUUUCGUGCGAGCCGACUGCGACCGCGCCGCCGAGACUCGCUGCGUCGCCUGCCAACGAGGAUUCUACACGGCCGCCAGAAACCACCUGACUCGAUGCCGCGUGUGCAAGUCGUGCAGUGCCAGCAACAACCAGAUGACGGCGGAAGCAUGCGCGGCCGACAAGGACACGCUAUGCAAGUGUGCGUCGGGCUUCUUCUGCAGCGGUGAUCCCUGCGACCACUGCAUGCCCGCAACCUCCUGCCCUCCGGGGUCAGGGGUCAAGGUUCAAAGCGGCGCCAACGAUACGAUCUGCGCACCGUGUGGUAACGGAACGUACAGCAACGUGUCCGACUCCCACUCGGCCUGCCAAACGCACACCAGAUGUGAGGACUUGGGUCGAGUGCUGAAAACUGCAGGAACCUCCACCGCUGACGCCAUCUGUGGAGAUUUCAAAACUGGUUGCCCGUGGAUUUUACCUGCAGGCUUGUGGCUGGGCUAUGUUCUGACCAUUCUCGUCGUUUUAGGGUUGAUGUCGUGGAAGGCCAAAUGCAAAUCCAUCAAAACAGCCAGGACGAAUGUUGCCAUUCCUGAGGCGAGGACCAUCAUGGAAAGUUUGGUGGAAUAUCCCACGCAGACCCACAAAACCUUUCAUCAGAGUGAGAUGACGAACGCCUGCCAAUUUACUCUGCUCGACCUGGAUGAAAGCGCCAUCAUCUGCAGGACGGAGCACAACAGGGACCUUCCGCUCACUCUUCAGAGCAACUCUUCGGACCAGCGGAACGGGACCGAUGCGUACCACCAGAGCCACUUGGAGCCGCAGGAGGACGAGUGGUGUGGAACAUGAGUGCGAUGUACUUGAACGACAGAAGAACAUUGAACGCAAACACAUGAACAUUCAUGGCAACGAACACUUGUGGGCGUUACUGCCCCCUGCAGGCCUUUUACUGGAACUUGCCGUCGUGACAACGUCAGGUGCCGGUUGAUACGGAGCAGGAUCAUCAGUAUCGAUUUAUUGCUACAGUGUUCCUAGCAUAUUUGUGAUUCCAUAUUUUCAGAAUACUAUUUGCAGCUUUUUAGUUGGAGCUGAUCGUCUGUUAUUUGCUGAAAAAUAUCGUGGAACUUGAUGUGUGUUGAAGUGAUGGCGAUGAGUCUUAAAAAAAAGUCUGAACAGCAUUUGUAGGCAAUUACAAACAUUUUAUCUGAUUUAAAUUUUUGGCCAUUCUCGGGGAAACUCUCAUGAAAUGGUUGUUAUUUCCCAAAUGGUAAAUGCCAUAUUUUUCUAUGAAGCCUCUUGAACCCGAGAGUCCAAACGUCAUCAGAUUUUCGUUGUUUUAUUUCAAAACAGUUGUGGUCAAGUCGUGCGCAUGGGCAAAAAUGUCCAAAUAUUAAAUUGCCUUUGCUUUGUCA
Messenger RNA from Hippocampus zosterae (dwarf seahorse), 1579 nucleotides. Its product is annotated as tumor necrosis factor receptor superfamily member 5. Lineage: Eukaryota; Metazoa; Chordata; Actinopteri; Syngnathiformes; Syngnathidae. The coding region runs from base 15 to 1016 and encodes 333 amino acids. Gene Ontology annotation, molecular function: antigen binding; transmembrane signaling receptor activity; CD154 receptor binding. Gene Ontology annotation, cellular component: CD40 receptor complex; external side of plasma membrane; membrane. The record is from RefSeq and is a predicted model, not a curated record. Gene Ontology annotation, biological process: positive regulation of tyrosine phosphorylation of STAT protein; B cell activation; cellular response to tumor necrosis factor. The transcript is spliced from 8 exons.